Alternaria incomplexa is the source of this 834-nucleotide messenger RNA. It is a transcript of the gene ADK1, whose product is annotated as adenylate kinase. Lineage: Eukaryota; Fungi; Ascomycota; Dothideomycetes; Pleosporales; Pleosporaceae. Bases 1 to 834 code for a protein of 277 amino acids. The record is from RefSeq and is a predicted model, not a curated record. Gene Ontology annotation, molecular function: ATP binding; AMP kinase activity. The transcript has 4 exons. Gene Ontology annotation, cellular component: mitochondrion; cytoplasm. Gene Ontology annotation, biological process: ADP biosynthetic process.
AUGGCACCUUUAACAGAUGCGUCCGUCGAUGACCUCAAGAGCACCGUCACCAGCCUUGAGAAGCGCAUCGCUGACCUGGAAAAGAGACUCGCUGGUCAGAAUGGGGGUGCGCCUGCGUCUGCGGAGAGCGUCAGGAUGAUCUUGAUGGGCCCGCCCGGUGCUGGCAAGGGUACUCAAGCGCCCAAGAUCAAGGAGAAGUUCUGCGCUUGCCAUCUUGCUACCGGAGACAUGCUGCGCGCGCAAGUCGCGGCAAAGACUGCGCUCGGCCGGGAAGCAAAGAAGAUCAUGGACGCGGGUGGUCUGGUUAGCGACGAGAUCAUGAUCAACAUGAUCAAGACGGAGCUCGAGAACAACGCCGAGUGCUCCAAGGGAUUCAUCCUCGACGGCUUCCCCCGCACAGUAACGCAAGCCGAGAAGCUCGACGGCAUGCUCAGCAUAACCAAGAAGCCCCUCCAACACGCCGUAGAACUGCAAAUUGACGACGGCCUCCUCGUCUCGCGCAUCACCGGCCGCCUCGUGCACCCCGCCUCCGGCCGCUCCUACCACAAGAUCUUCAACCCGCCCAAGGCGCCCAUGACGGACGACGUAACGGGCGAGCCGCUCAUCCAGCGCUCCGACGACAACGAGGACACGCUUAAGAAGCGCCUGUCAACAUACCAUGCCCAGACUGCUCCGGUCGUCGCAUACUACCAGAAGACGGGUAUCUGGAAGCCAGUCGAUGCGAGCCAAGAGCCUGGCCAGGUGUGGAAGAGUCUGCUUAAGAUUUUCGACGAUAAGGCUAUGGUUGCUGGACGGACGGGUAGUCUGCUCAACAAGGUCGGGCUUAAGAACUAG